CAGCCAAAAGUCAAUCAAUUUCAAUAGAAAUCGUAUUGUUGAAAUAGAUGUAUGAGAAACCUUUUAUUGAAUAUUUAGGAUAGUCAAUAAUUUUAUCUCAUUAAAAUGCCGACAGCGGCUGAGACCAAACAAAGUAAUGGUCGCAAUAAAGGAGUAUUUAACAACACGACCGGCUUUAGUACACUCAUCACGGUUACAGUUUUGUCACUUGCUUGGUUGGCCGGUUUUGCAUCCCGGCUUUUUGCUGUAAUUCGUUUUGAAAGCAUCAUUCAUGAAUUUGACCCUUGGUUUAACUAUAGAUCCACAGCGUAUAUGGUACAGCAUGGUUUCUAUAACUUUUUAAAUUGGUUUGACGAGAGAGCAUGGUACCCUCUAGGACGCAUUGUAGGGGGUACAGUUUACCCUGGUCUUAUGAUCACAUCAGGAACCAUUCAUUGGAUACUGCAUACGCUUAAUAUACCUAUACAUAUACGAGAUAUAUGUGUGUUUCUUGCACCAAUAUUCAGUGGUUUAACAGCUAUAGCAACAUAUCUGUUAACAUCUGAGCUAUGGUCCCGUGGUGCAGGUCUUUUUGCUGCAUGUUUUAUAGCAAUAGUACCGGGCUAUAGCAGUAGGUCUGUAGCAGGGAGUUAUGAUAAUGAGGGCAUAGCAAUAUUUGCACUACAGUUUACUUAUUAUUUAUGGUUGAAAAGUAUAAAAAGUGGAUCAAUUUUCUGGUCAAUUUGUACAGCUCUGUCAUACUUUUAUAUGGUCUCAGCAUGGGGUGGCUACGUGUUCAUUAUCAAUUUAAUACCUUUACACGUUUUUGUAUUACUUAUUAUGGGAAGGUUCUCGCAAAGAUUAUUUGUCAGCUAUACUGUCUUUUACAUUAUUGGACUCUUACUGUCCAUGCAGAUUCCAUUUGUAGGAUUCCAACCAAUACGCACAAGUGAACACAUGGCAGCAUCAGGUGUGUUUGCGCUUUUGAUGGCCGUAGGGGUGUUAAAGUAUUUACACAGCCUGAAUCCAAAAGGACAAUGGAAACAGUUACUAAUCUUGGGGGGUUUAGUGGCUGCUGGUACCGUAUUCUUGGCUGUGGUCCUGCUUACAUAUAUGGGGGUAAUUGCUCCCUGGAGUGGAAGAUUUUACUCGCUAUGGGACACAGGGUACGCUAAGAUUCAUAUUCCUAUCAUAGCUUCAGUGUCCGAACACCAGCCGACAACAUGGUCGUCAUUUUUCUUCGAUUUACACGUUCUUGUUUGUACAUUCCCCGUUGGACUAUGGUAUUGCAUCAAAAAUAUUAACGACGAGAGAGUUUUUGUGGCCUUAUAUGCUUUAAGUGCGGUUUACUUUGCGGGUGUGAUGGUUCGACUGAUGCUGACUCUGACGCCUGUAGUUUGUGUUCUUGCCGGCAUCGCCUUCUCUAUAUUGCUCGACUUAGUGCUUAAAGAGGAUGAAGUUCAGAUAGUGGCCGUCGAAACAGAAGACUCGAAAAAUUUGUAUGAUAAGGCGGGUAAAGUGAAAAAGCGGACCCCCGAGCCAGUCCCGGCCGCAGAUUCCGGUCUGGGUAUGAACGUGCGCUCGGGCACGCUCAUCGCCUUCAUGAUCCUGCUCAUGUUGUUCUCCGUGCACUGCACCUGGGCCACCUCCAACGCCUAUUCGAGUCCUAGUAUCGUGUUGGCCAGCUAUGGUAACGAUGGUUCCCGCAAAAUAUUAGAUGACUUCAGGGAAGCUUAUGGCUGGUUGUCACAGAAUACGGCUGAAGAUGCUAGAAUUAUGUCCUGGUGGGACUAUGGCUAUCAGAUAGCCGGUAUGGGUAACAGAACGACAUUAGUCGAUAAUAAUACGUGGAACAAUUCCCACAUAGCUCUGGUCGGGAAGGCCAUGGCUAGUAAUGAGAGUGCUGCCUACGAUAUAAUGACGAUGCUGGACGUGGACUACGUGUUGGUUAUAUUUGGUGGCGCUAUCGGUUAUUCUGGAGACGACAUCAACAAGUUUAUUUGGAUGGUCCGCAUCGCUGAGGGAGAACACCCGAAGGAUAUUCAUGAAGCGGAUUAUUUCACAGAAAGAGGAGAAUACAGAAUAGAUUCUGAAGCAUCUAAAACAAUGUUAAAUUGUCUUAUGUACAAAUUAUCAUAUUAUAGAUACGACAGCGGCGGCAGCCCGUCGGGCUACGACCGCACGCGCGGCGCGCUGCCCGGCCACCGCGGCUUCCAGCUCACGUACCUGGAGGAGGCCUACACCACCGAGCACUGGCUCGUGCGCAUCUACAGAGUUAAGAAACCUGAUGAGUUCAAUCGGCCGAGAUUGCCAAUGUCUAAGCGAACAAUAGCGACCAGCAACAACUUAUCAAAGAAGACAUCAAAGAGAAGAAAAGGCCUACUGAAGAAUAAACCAACACUUGUAAAGGGCAAGAAAAUGACGAAGCUGGAGUGACGCAGCUAAGAUAUGGCCUCCAUCAGUGGUGACGGUGCUGUGCUCAUUACUUAACUAUGUUCCCCAGAGAUUAAAACCAGUCUAAUUAUUAACUACGUUUUAUUAUCUGUAUCGUUCCGCAGAGACCGAGUUCUUAAUAUUCUUGUUGUGACAUUUAAGUAUAUAAUAAAAUUUUCGAUAUAUUUCAAAAUAAUAAUAUUUUUUGUAGUGUACAUUUGACAUGAUUGUUGAAUUUCUAAAGUAUAUUUUUUAAAAUGACAAAAGCAUAAUUUAUACCCUGUAACACUUUUUGAGUUUUUCUAAGAAACUUAAGUUUUUUUUAUUUAAAUUUCAAUUUAGUAACAAGGUCAUUUAAUUCAAAUUAGAAUCAAGAAAUUAUUUUUAAAUUAAUUAAUGAAUAAGUAGCACGUUACCACUGAUGCGAAUAUUUGAUCUAUGACUGACACCAAUUCUUAAAUAUAUAUGUAUGUAUAUUAAACUAAAGGCGUUUCUUAAAUUUUUAGAUAAAUACGUUUUAAUUUAUUUUUGCGCCGAUUACAUGGAUACUGGCAACUUUUUUUUCUAUAAUAUUAUUUAUAUUGUUAGAAAAUAAACAGCUUUCUUAGAAGUAUUGCUUCUAGUAACAGGAUAGCUGUAUUAUCUAUAUACAUCACAAUUUUGAAGUAGUCGGGUAGAUACCUCAUUCUGAUAGCAUUGUACAAAAUUUCCAAGGAAGGUUGCAGUGUGAUAAUGGUUUUAAAAAAAAUCCUUUAACUUUAACCCUUGCAAAACUAAAAAAAUUUUUUACAAAUACAUUAUUUAAAUUGUCAUUAUAAAAAAUAAAUUCCGAAAGAAAUGAUAGAACGAAGGUAGAUCCUCAAAACGUGUUGCUUUUAACUACAAACCCUACAUGUUAUUUUAUUUGACAGGACUGUUUCGUAUAUGUACUUUGCAGUUACGAAAUGUCACAAGUGAAAUUCGAUUCCUUUAUAAGGAUAUUCAAUUGAUAUUGGUAUAUUCCAAACCAGUAGGAAUUGUAGCUGGAAAAUGAGAACACUAUUAUGUACAACAUCUUUGAUUAUAGGCUGGAUGGAUGAGAGCAAGUAUAGUAUGGUAUAGAUAACAAAUAAGCAACGCUUGAUAUUUAUAUAGAUAUUUAUAAUAUAAAUAGCUGUCCGCCUUGACUACGGACGGCAAAAUUUAAACAAAUGUUAUAAAAUUAUUCGGCGAAUGAAAUAAAUACGUAAAAUUCUGAAUAAUUACGUAAAAUUCUGAAGAAAAUUGAUUUUAUGACAUUUUAAUUCUUAAUAGUUACGGUAAUCGAAAUAUCUUCGUUUGUUGCGGCCAAUUGUCCAUGUGACGGUGUUCUUACCUAAUGUUCAAAGGGGGUAAGAGGGUGUUUGUAAUUACUACGUCCAUUUAUAUAAUAUUUAAAUAGUUUUAAAUAUUGUAUUAGAAUUAUUUAUCAUUUAACGCCGUGUUUAUUGAUCCCAAUUAUUUAGGUAUAGAAUGUUGCCAGAUGAUAUAUCAUUGAUAAUUAGAUGGAGAUAAUAAUCAAUUUUAAUUAAUAAUAUUGUUUAGUUACAUUUCGUAAUAAUAUUAAUGAAUAUCUCGCAUGAAAAAUUAUGUUCGAUAUAAAUUCAAAAGCCAUAAUUGAAGCUCGAAAUUAUGAGUUAUUAUUUUGCAUACAUCUGGCAGCAACAAUGAUAGAUUUACCUCGCUUUGUUAUAAAUUCGUAUCUUAAUAAUUUUUAUCAGAAGAAAUAAAAUUAAAAUUUGUAAUUUUAAGACGGUUAAUGUCAAAUGCAAUAAUAUUUUUGGGACUAUAUUGUUAAAUAUAAUGUAAAAAUAACACCAAGAUUUAGGUACGUGUUGGCCAACGAAUUCGUUUUUUUAAAUUACUGACGAUGAGUAUUAUAUAUGCAUUGACAAUGAUUACGGAAUAAGUUUGCCUCAGUCGGCAUUAUGUUCAUAUGUACAAAAAAAAAAACGAAUUAAAUUUCUUUUAAAUUUAAUCUUAAUGGUAAUAAUUUGUCUUUGGAUAGAUUUAAUAAUCAAAUACGUAUAAAAACAAGAAUAAAGUCUACAAGCACAAGUUUUUCAUUUAAUAUAAAAAUGGUAAUGAAUGAAUUGAAAAUGAAAGUAAUGUAUGAAACCGUUUGAGGCAGACUCGUAAGUUUAUAUUUUAUUACUCAUUUAACGUUGGCCAGUAAUAUAGAUAGGUGUCGUCUAGUUCAUAAUAACGUCACUUGUGUUAGGUAGUAAAUUGUAUUUUCAAUUAUUUCUCGUGUUUUGGUCAAAGUAUUUUCCUGUGUAAGUGAAGAUGUUAUGUGUUUUAAUUUUAUUGUUGCCCAGCACUUUUGUUUGUUUUUUUUUCGUAUUUCUAACAGAGGUUUAUGAUGUGUAUUAAGGUUUCAUUGUAGCUUACAAUGUUCUUAAUAAACAGGUAAAAGAUAA
Molecule: messenger RNA, 4850 nt
Organism: Nymphalis io (European peacock)
Lineage: Eukaryota; Metazoa; Arthropoda; Insecta; Lepidoptera; Nymphalidae
Gene: Stt3B
Product: dolichyl-diphosphooligosaccharide--protein glycosyltransferase subunit STT3B
Exons: 14
Coding region: 106-2415 (769 amino acids)
Biological process (GO): post-translational protein modification
Cellular component (GO): membrane
Molecular function (GO): dolichyl-diphosphooligosaccharide-protein glycotransferase activity
Source: RefSeq, a predicted model, not a curated record